AACCAAGAAGAACCAGCUACGAGCAGCAGGGGGCAGCAUGGGGGAAGUCAGCUCCUGCUAAACUCCAGAAGAAGAAUCUGCACGAUGCAACUUCUUCCAUGCUUUCAGUCCCGCUCAUAGAGUUUCAGGCUGAACAUGGAUGCGCUCUAUGGUCCCCUGGGCGUCGCUGCCGCCGGUCUGGGCUGCGGACUCUUCCUCGGCUGGCACCUGCGGACCUGUCUCGGCCCCGCGUCCAAGAGCCCCAUGAAGUCGGAGGAGAAAGGCUCCGCCGAGGACAGCGUGAUGGGAGAAGGCGGGGAGUUCAAGAUGGUGCUGGUGGUCCGGAAUGACCUGAAGAUGGGCAAAGGGAAGGUGGCGGCCCAGUGCUCCCACGCCGCAGUGAGCGCUUACAAGCAGGUUCAGCGCAGGAGCCCCGAGCUGCUCAGGCAGUGGGAGUACUGCGGCCAGCCGAAGGUGGUGGUGAAGGCGCCAGACGAGGACACCCUGAUGAACCUGCUGGGCCGGGCCAGGGAGGUGGGACUCACCGUCAGCCUCAUCCAGGACGCAGGAAGGACUCAAAUCGCGCCCGGCUCUCGCACCGUGCUGGGCAUUGGCCCCGGUCCGGCCACGCUGGUGGACAGCGUCACCGGAGACUUGAAGCUCUACUAAAGUUUUGUUCAUAUAUAUAUAUAUAUUCAUUUUUAGGACAAGAUUUCAUCAAAACUCUUAUGAAUUGGAAUAAUGAUCUGUGCUGAAGAUACUUUUUACGCAGCACCUCUCUGAGUAAAGCAGAAAGUGUAAGAAUCGAUUUGUUUUGUUUCUGAUCGUAGUUUUCAACAUUUGAGUCGUUCUGAACCUAGACGGUGAAGUCGGUACUGGCAUUGCAUGUCGUUUCUACGACAGGAUGUGAUUACAGAUGUUUGUUAAAUAAAAUAAUGGGCUCAGCAUA
Messenger RNA from Poecilia latipinna (sailfin molly), 928 nucleotides. RefSeq names its product peptidyl-tRNA hydrolase 2 (gene ptrh2). The record is from RefSeq and is a predicted model, not a curated record. Bases 136 to 648 code for a protein of 170 amino acids. The transcript has 2 exons. Gene Ontology annotation, cellular component: cytosol. Lineage: Eukaryota; Metazoa; Chordata; Actinopteri; Cyprinodontiformes; Poeciliidae. Gene Ontology annotation, molecular function: peptidyl-tRNA hydrolase activity. Gene Ontology annotation, biological process: positive regulation of anoikis; negative regulation of anoikis.